Molecule: messenger RNA, 1111 nt
Organism: Rhizophagus irregularis DAOM 181602=DAOM 197198
Lineage: Eukaryota; Fungi; Glomeromycota; Glomeromycetes; Glomerales; Glomeraceae
Source: RefSeq, a predicted model, not a curated record
AAAAAAAAUAAAGAAAUAAAAUAAAGAAAAAAUAUCAUAAUUUCUAAUCCUCCUUAUCGAUCAUUCUGAAAUAUAUAAUCUUUUCAUAUAUACAUAUAUUUUAAUGUGUUAUUCAUACUAUUCAAGAUCAUCCGAAAUGCAAUAUAUUGAAAAUGAAAUUAAAAUUAAGAUAUUUAAAUAUGUCAAAUAUCCACUUAAUUUAUCUUUGACUUGUCAAGAUUGGUCGGUUAUUGCCAAAGAUCCUUAUGCUAAGACUGAAUGGUUAUUAGUACAUUAUAGAAAAGCUCAUGCGUUAUAUCACGCAGUAAGAUUAGGUCCCACUUUUAUUGAUAUACCAGUAUGUCAAGCAUUAAUUGCAAGAAAAGUUUUCAUAUCAAAAUACUUUAUUCAAAGAUUAUUGAUGCAUUUUAGAAGCUAUGACUCAAAACUGAUCCAAUUUGAAACAGAACAUAACGUUGGUCAACUUGAUGCUGAUAGAAUACGCGCUUUUCAACAGAAAAUCAAAUCAUUUUGGGAGAACGAUCUAUCUUUAUCCGUGUUAGCCUAUUUAUUAGAUAAAGGGCACAAACAAUUAGUUAACACUAAUGAAGAGUUAUAUUCCAAAGAAGAUGUCAUGAAAUUGUUUCAUUUUCUCUCCGCAGUUUAUCACGUGAUAAAUCAUGUCAAGAUUCAGAAAAAGAAUUUAAAAUAUCUCAAUGAUUUGACUUUAAAUAAACAAUUCAUUCCAUUUCAUCCUAAACCAAAAGCACUUCAAAUAGACUUUAAAGCUUAUCCGCAUAUUUAUCAGCCACACGAAUAUUCAUCUAAAGGCGGCUGCGAAAAUGGUAAACCUACUAAUUUAACAAAAUUUGAUAAUUUUUCAGGCCAAGGAAGUUUUUUAAGUUUUCAAACGACGCCUAUCACUGUCCUAACGCUUAGAGUACGACCCUUAAGAAAUAUUAAUCAAAUGAGAAGACGCAAUCAACUUAGAAGACGAAGAAGAAACAGACGCCAAAUUAAUGUGCCAACCAAUAAUGAAGAUAUAAUAAGUCUAAUUGCAAGCCUCCCCCAACAGCCGAUUACGAAUGAUCCAUUUAUUAAUCAAUUUUUCAAUGGGUCCUCUUUCAUUUAG